AUGUUGUGGGAAGGUGUGACUGGGCCAAAAGGAGGUUCCAAAAGGCGUGCUAGAGGAAAACGCAGGGUUACAAGGCCUAAGGUUGAUCUUCACCGGGGACAAAGAAUAGGAGUUGGUAAAGCUGGUGUUCAGUGGCCUGGUCUUAAUGCUAGCAUGACAUCCUCGAUUAUUAAAAAGGAUGAUUAUAGUGAAGCUUAUUUUCAACGAUUAGAACAACUGCGUAAUAAAUCCGCAGUAAAGAAAAAGCGUUUGAAACUAGCCCCCUUGGAACGUGGUUGGACAGGCACUCGAUUAGGAGGCCAAUCUAUUGGUCCACCAACUCCAAAUCAUCCAGACUUCGAUUGUCGUGUCAUUGAGUCGAAGGUUGUUGCCACAAUGACUGCGACAAAGGGAAGAUAUCGUAGAUUUUCUGUUGUUGUAGCAACAGGUAAUGGACAAGGUUUGUGUGGCAUUGGUAAGGCAAGGGCGCUUACGCUUUCAUCUGCUGUCCGACGAGCCAAGUCACGUGCUUCCCAAAAUAUCAUCUCUUUUGAACUGAAAGAAGGAAGAACAUUAUGGCAUGUCGGACAUGUUUGUGAAUGGAACAGCAAAAUAUUCGCGUCUCCUCUGCCGGAAGGGUCUGGUUUAAUAUGUCAUCGUAUGAUCAAAACUCUAUGUCAAGUUGUUGGAAUCAAAGAUAUGUAUGCUAGAGUUGAAGGAAGUACAACAAACUAUCAAGCCAUCGCCAGAGGCUUUCUCCGUUUAUUAGGCCAGCAGAAAACGUACAGUGAAUUGGCUACUAGUUUGGGACUUCAUGUUGUCGAAUUUACGGCUGAUCGUAACAUGUAUCCACAUGUACUAGCAUCUCCUGCAUGUGGUUUUACCAUUGAUCCGAACAGAAAUGCGUCAAGUGAAUUAAGUGCUCCAAAUAUACGGUCGUCAUCUCAACAACAAAUUGAAGAACUCCCACUUUUAGCUAUUUCUAAUCCAAUACGCCAUCGACCUCGUAAACCCAAACCCGAUGAACAUGAUAGUUUCUUAGAUGACCUAGUCGAUGAAAAUGAAGACAAUACAGUGGAACAUGAUAUUACCGAGUUGUUGGCAGCAGGUGAACGCGAUUUGAACGCUCUUAUGUUAGGAGGACGUGUUCUACUGAAGAAACGACCAUUAAGUAGCUCCCAGUUCACUGAUCCUGGCGUCCUUAGACGAAAGGCAGAAUAUCACCGCUUCCGAAACCACAAGUCUGUUAAACGGCAGAGGGAUGCACAUACAGCAUUAUGUCAGUCUAUGUGUUCACCUUAA
Molecule: messenger RNA, 1281 nt
Organism: Trichobilharzia szidati
Lineage: Eukaryota; Metazoa; Platyhelminthes; Trematoda; Strigeidida; Schistosomatidae
Source: the annotation of a GenBank genome assembly